This is a messenger RNA of Eupeodes corollae, 609 nucleotides long. RefSeq names its product DNA polymerase epsilon subunit 3 (gene Chrac-14). The transcript has a single exon. Bases 144 to 524 code for a protein of 126 amino acids. The record is from RefSeq and is a predicted model, not a curated record. Gene Ontology annotation, biological process: leading strand elongation; heterochromatin formation; DNA damage response. Lineage: Eukaryota; Metazoa; Arthropoda; Insecta; Diptera; Syrphidae. Gene Ontology annotation, molecular function: protein heterodimerization activity; chromatin DNA binding. Gene Ontology annotation, cellular component: epsilon DNA polymerase complex; CHRAC.
UUUUGACAUUAUUGUAAUUUCUAAACGAAAGAAAACAAGAACAAGCUAUUUCUUAAACUGUCCGCCAAAAAACCGAAGCAUUAUUUGCAUUUUGCAAAGAAAUAAACAAAAUUGGAUACAAAAAUUUAAAAUAAAUCUUUAACAUGGUUGAGAGGAUAGAAGAUUUAAAUCUUCCAACAUCUGUAGUUGCUCGAUUAAUUAAAGAAGCUCUUCCCGAUGGCGCUAUUGUAAGCAAAGAAGCUCGUGCUGCCAUAGCUCGUGCAGCAUCCGUAUUUGUUAUAUUCCUCACUUCGUCAUCCACAGCUUUGGCAAAAAAACAAAAUCAUAAAACUAUAACCGCCAACAAUAUAUUUGAAGCUCUGGAAGAACUUGAUUUCAAUGACUUCAUAGAUCCUUUAAGGGAUGAUCUUGAAACACAUCGGAAAAUGAUCAAAGACAAAAAAGAUUCCAAAGCCAAGCUGUCUAAGGAUGAUGCAGCAGCUGAUAAUGAAGCUGAAGCUGAAGAAUUGGCCGAUGAUGAGUAAGGAAUUAAAGUUUGGUUAUGAAUAAGAAGAUCGUUUUGUAUUAUUUGUAUUGUAAUAAAAUUGCUAUGUAUUAAUUAAAAACAAA